AGUCCUCACUGCACCAAAUCAGAGUCCCCUAUCUUCACUGCCAGGCGCCACCAACAGUUGCAAUCCGGUUUUGCGCAGCCGUCACUAUCGUAUGCAGGUGGUCCCUUGGAUGACGCAGCUGCCAGUGAAGAAUACAUUCAUCGAGGUGAGGACGCACGAUCCGAUCAUCGUGCGACCUCGAGCACAGACUGCAGAAGUCGUACCAAGCUCAUCCUACUUGGCCAGCUCAGUGGAGAUUGCCCCUGCCAUUGCCCCUACCCUUGCUCCUGCCCCCGUCCCUGUCACUGGCGUGCCAGCGGUCACUGUGGACUCCAAAGUCCGGGCAGCUCCAGGUUCUGCCGCAUGCAUUGUGUCCAGUGUUGAUUCGACGGGUAGGAGGUGCUCCGUCGCAAGAACUCCAGAUGUCUUGUAUGCGCGCACACCGGUGGGGUCCAUUGUUGCCGAGCCACCUUUUGCUUUUGCUUUGCCACAGGCGAUGGAUGACCAUGGGAGGCGCAGGACCAGCACUUUUGGUACAGAAGCGGCAAGAGUGCAAACUGGACACUCCUCGGCAACGCGCAGAAGCUCUUUGGAGACUAUCCCCGCAACGCCGGACUUCCACUAUAGCUGGCCUCCACCGUAUGCACCUCCACCUGUGGUCAUGGCAGGCGCUGUCCCUGAAGGUUCGACUCAGGCUGCCCCAACUAUGCCUCAACUGGCGCAUGGCAUGCCGAUUCUUCAGUGUCCACCAUCCCAGUGCCAGAUCCAAAUGCCCUUGCAAUCAGCACAUCCAGACUCGGCGUACAAACAGGUGGCUCAAACAGUGAGCGCCCAAUACCCGUCCCUGGCACAUCAAUUUGCCCAUCCGCCAGUCCCACUGGGAAGCAGCGUGCCUUUGCCAACACAGUGGGAUGCACCAAUGCAAUUCAUCCCCCAGAGCCUCCCUCCGCAGAUUGGGCAAGAACUUCCUGGAAAGCCUUUGCACAAGGCGACCGGGUGGCAACCACAGCCUGGUAAAUUCCAGCCAGGACCUGUUCCUCAACAGGUCCUCGUUUUGUCCAACUUCUUGCAGGAGGCGCCUCGGAAGCUGGAAGCACAGCUACCCGCGGAGACCGCGGAUAUCGCACAAGUUCAAGCUCCUCAGGGCAUCACCACGUUGAUGCUGCGCAACAUUCCGGUGACGUUCAAUCGCGAAUCCCUACUGGCAGAUUUUGAUGCCAGAGGCUUCAGAGGAAAAUAUGAUUUUUUUUACUUGCCCAUCGACUUCCAGACAGAUAACAAUCUUGGGUACGCAUUCAUCAAUUUGGGUACACCCAUCUAUGCGGAGCAAUUCCGCUCUACUUAUCAGGGCUUAGCACUCGCUGGAGAUCGGAGCAAGAAGAUUUGCGCUGUUGCUCCUGCAACUACGCAGGGAAGGGCAGCCAACGUCGAGUACUAUCGGAACAGCAAUGUUAUGAGCAUGGAGGACAAGUACCAGCCACUUGUCUUCGAGAAUGGGGUGCGAGCACCAUUUCCAUCACCAACGAAGGCAGUGAAACCCAUCCGCUAUCGAGAAAGCAGGGGCGUCGUCCCUGAAUAAUUCUGAAGGUGUCCUGGCAGGCUGCAAACGCAUCCUUCGGCGCAACUUCGAAUCCGCCUUGUUGGGGCGCUUGUGAGUAGCUUUUUUGUGAGUUGGUUGGCAAGGGGCCAGUCCAAUUCACUGCUUAAGUCACGUCACACUUGCGCUGAAGAGGAGAGCACUGCAAAUCACUGGAAUUGUUGUGGGCGAGCAGCCUCUCUUCCAGUCCAAUAAGACUUCAAUAAGAUCUUAAUUUUCUUUGCUGUAGUUUCACAGAUAUUGUCACAGCCGCACAUCAAAGUCCUCCGGGUGACCGGGUGUGUG
Cladocopium goreaui is the source of this 1861-nucleotide messenger RNA. Lineage: Eukaryota; Dinophyceae; Suessiales; Symbiodiniaceae. The record is from the annotation of a GenBank genome assembly.